Messenger RNA from Ostrea edulis (European flat oyster), 856 nucleotides. Its product is annotated as fibrinogen-like protein 1. The record is from RefSeq and is a predicted model, not a curated record. NCBI's taxonomy places the organism in Eukaryota, Metazoa, Mollusca, Bivalvia, Ostreida, Ostreidae. The coding region runs from base 46 to 588 and encodes 180 amino acids. The transcript is spliced from 4 exons.
CUGAACAUUUCUGGAGAAACACUCGAGGUUCCAUACGUGUUGUCAAUGGGACACAAAUGGGUUGUAAUUCAAAGGCGCUGCUUCAGCGACACAGAUUUCUACCGAGAUUGGUCCGAUUACAAACAUGGAUUUGGCAACUUCAAAGAGAAUCAUGACUUUUGGAUAGGCAACGACAAUAUUCAUUUGCUAACAACUGAUGGCUACAGCUACCUGAGAAUUGAGAUGUUGAAAACGGACGAUGAACCCUUAGAAGCAGAUUAUGAACGUUUUAUGGUGGAGGAUGAGGACAACAAAUAUCGAAUAAAUGUUACUGGAUUCCAGGGGAAUCAUGAUUGCAUGACAAGCUCUAGAUGGGGAUGGAACCUACACGGUAUGGUGUUUAGCACAUUUGAUGAGGAUCAUGACUCUGCUGAGCAUAACUGUGCAGCCUCGUUAAGAUCGGGAUGGUGGUUUAAAUCUUGUACAUGUGGAAAUUUGAACGGAUUGAUUGGCAAAAACAAGUAUGACAGCAUGCGUUGGGCCUGUUCUUCUUCAGACUUUUGUCAACUUAAAGCCGCCCGUAUACUGCUUAGAAGACACACACCGUAAAGUGAAGGAGUAUCUGACAGACUGGAUACAACAGCAUAACAAAACACACACCGUAAAGUGAAGGAGUAUUAGACAGACAAUAUACAACAGCAUAACAAAACACACACCGUAAAGUGAAGGAGUAUCUGACAGACUGGAUACAACAGCAUAACAAAACACACAUCGUAAAGUGAAGGAGUAUCUGACAGACUGGAUACAACAGCAUAACAAAACACACACCGUAAAGUGAAGGAGUAUCUGACAGACUGGAUACAACAGCAUAACAAAA